CAUACAAUGGUUUUGCAGAAGUGGAGUACAUUUUGCAGCAUCACUUUUCUCUCCAACGCUUUAUCUCUUUGCACAGAAACCCCAGCGUGCCAAUCAGAACCAUGGUGUUCCACAAAGAGUUCCAGACUGCAGGCAAGGAGCCGGGCCUGCAGGUGUGGCGUGUGGAGAAGAUGGACCUGAAGCCUGUUCCUAAACAGCUCCAUGGAAACUUCUUCACCGGGGAUGCUUACAUUGUGCUGUUCACCACUCCUGCCCCAUCCUACAACGUCCACAUGUGGCUAGGCAGCGAGAGCUCCCAGGAUGAGAUGGGAGCCGCCGCCAUCUUUACCACCCAGCUGGAUGACUUUCUGGGAGGCGCGCCGGUUCAGUUUCGCGAAGUCCAGGACAACGAGUCUUUAACCUUCCUGGGUUACUUCAAGUCUGGCGUGAAGUACCAGAAAGGAGGAGUGGCCUCUGGCUUCCAGCACGUGGUGACCAACGACAUGAACGUCAAGCGCUUGCUGCAAGUCAAGGGCCGUCGAGCAAUCAGAGCCACGGAGGUCGCCAUGUCCUGGGCCAGCUUCAACCAGGGAGAUUGCUUCAUCAUCGACCUGGGCAAGGACAUCUACCAAUGGUGUGGCAGCGAGUGCAACCGCUUUGAGCGCUUGAAGGCAGCUCAGGUGGCCAUCGAUAUCCGUGACAACGAGAGGAACGGCCGUGCCAAGCUGCAGAUGAUUGAGGAAGGAGACGAGCCACAGGCCGUCACAGAUGCUCUCGGACCCAAGCCCAACAUCGCUGCCGGAAGUUCAGACGAUGAAACUGACAGAGGCAGCAAACAAGGAUCCCUCUACAUGGUCAGUAUUCUCCUAUCAUCACACGCCGUACACAAACAAAUAGUGUUCGGAUCUUUAAAGACCUUGAAUCAGAUCCAUGUAGGAAAAAGAUCAAAGCACAUAUUAGGUAGGACUGCUUUCUGUAAACUCAUUGUAGGACCAAGUGCCAGUGAAGCAGAACGCAAAGCUGCCAUGAAGGCUGCCGACCAGUUCAUCAAAGAGAAGAACUACCCAAGGCUGACCCAGAUCCAGGUCAUGCCAGCAGGGGCCGAGACGACCCUAUUCAAGCAGUUCUUCUCCAACUGGAGGGACAAGGACCAGACCAGCGGCCCCGGGCGGGCCUACACCGUCGGCCGUAUCGCCAGCGUGAAGCAGGUCCCGUUCGACAUGUCCAGCCUGCACGGCAACAAGGCCAUGGCUGCCCAGCACAACAUGGUGGACGACGGCUCUGGAAGCAUUCAGGUCUGGCGUAUAGAGGGUGGGGAUAAGGUCCCAGUGGAUCCCUCCAACUACGGCCAGUUCUUCGGAGGGGACUGUUACCUGGUGCUGUACACCUACCGCCAGGGAAGCAAGGAGAAGCACAUCAUCUAUACCUGGCAAGGCCUGAAAUGUACUCAGGACGAGCUUGCUGCUUCCGCCUUCCUCACUGUCCAGCUGGAUGACUCCAUGGGAGGCAUGCCUGUCCAGGUCCGUGUGACCCAGGGCCAGGAGCCGGCCCAUCUCAUGAGUCUGUUCAAGGGGAAGCCCAUGAUCAUCCACUUGGGCGGAACGUCCCGGAAGGGUGGGCAGAGCCGGGUCGCUGCAACGCGCCUCUUCCACAUCCGUCAGAGCUCCACCAGAGCCACGAGGGCCGUGGAGGUGGAGCCUACUGCAGCCUCCCUGAACACCAACGACGUGUUUGCCCUCAAGUCCCCUCAAUCGACCUUCCUCUGGAGAGGCAUGGGGGCCAGCGAAGAGGAGAUGACCGCCGCCAAAUACGUCGCCAACUUCCUCGGAGGGAGUGCCACUGAGGUGUUGGAGGGCAAAGAGCCUGCGGGGCUCUGGUCUGCCUUGGGUGGGAAGAAGGAAUAUCAGACUUCCAAGAGUCUCCAGAAGACCGUGAAGCCCCCUCGCCUGUUUGGCUGCUCCAACAAGACCGGCAGGCUCGUAGCCGAGGAAGUGCCUGGGGAUAUCACUCAGUCGGACUUGGCAACCGAUGAUGUCAUGCUCCUGGACACCUGGGAUCAGGUCUUCAUCUGGAUCGGCAGAGAGGCCAAUGAGGUGGAGAGGACUGGAUCAGCAAAAAUUGCCAGCGACUACGUGGGCUCCGACCCCUCAGGGCGGCGCAAUAUUCCCGUCGCCACCAUCAAGCAGGGCGCUGAGCCUCCCACCUUCACUGGUUGGUUCCAGGCCUGGGACGCCAACAUGUGGGACACAGACCCUCUGGAGCGCAUCCGGGCCCGCUUCUAGGAAGCCACGCGCCCAGUUGCUCCCUACACGCAAAGCUUCACCACGUAAUCCAUGUAUUCCUGAACUGAAAUCGGCAAGGCAAAGACAACAGCAAGCAAAUAAUGGUUAUACUACAGCUUCAGUUGGGCAUAUGAGCAGUAUAGUGACGAAAGGCUGUGUAUUGAACCUAUGUUGCAAUAUAUAUUUUUUACUGCUUGUAAUACGAGAUUUUUAAACACAGGUAAACAUAGAUAUGUCUUCUUUAUAAACCAAUGCGCCAUUGAUCUAUUCAGAAGUACAAAAGGGCAUAGCAAAAUAUAUUAUAUUAGGCCAACUUUUUCUGUCAAAUGUGAAUGUGGUCUUAAGGAUUUAGAUUCUAAAACUUUUUAUACAAGUGUAAAACUGACCUUUCUUACUUUCAUGGAAUAGAAGUUUACUUUGAUAUUGUGACUAAUAAAGUUUUCACUAUCAAAGAAAAA
Molecule: messenger RNA, 2719 nt
Organism: Hypomesus transpacificus
Lineage: Eukaryota; Metazoa; Chordata; Actinopteri; Osmeriformes; Osmeridae
Gene: scinla
Product: scinderin like a
Exons: 16
Coding region: 102-2261 (719 amino acids)
Biological process (GO): barbed-end actin filament capping; actin polymerization or depolymerization; actin filament severing
Cellular component (GO): actin cytoskeleton; cytoplasm
Molecular function (GO): actin filament binding; phosphatidylinositol-4,5-bisphosphate binding
Source: RefSeq, a predicted model, not a curated record